CAAAAGUGACAUUCGCGAAACACGGCGUGCCCCGUGCGAUUUGUUGGUAUUAUUGAAAUUUGAUAUGUGAUGCACGAGGCAGUUGAAAGACUUUGAACCGGGUUUGCAUGAUGUCAUCAAGUCAUGCUCUUUCACUUCACCUGAAAAUGUGCAAGCUUGUCGUGGAGGCAUCCGUUGAGGAAAGUACGAGCUGGGGAGACCUGUACAAGCUUUUGCCGCAAUUGCGCCAUGCGCUGGCCUGCACAGUUUGUGGGUGCAUUAUCGAGGAACCAAGAAGUCCAUCAGAUCAGCAUUGUCAACAUAGUGUGUGCAAGAGCUGUGUUGGCGGAAAGAAGCGCUUGAAGCCAUCAUGCAGUUACUGCAAGGACUACCAAUUAUAUGUUCCGAACCAGCAACUGAAGCUCAUCGUUGAUGCCUUCAGGAAGACAUGUCAGUAUCUGCAACAUACUAAAAUAUAUGAAAGGUUAAACUCUUUUUCUCUGAAUGGUGGCAAGUCAAGUCUUGUUGAACUGAUUCAAGAAGGAGCAGACAAUGAGCAACCAAAUGAGUGGGCUGUGAAGGAAGAUGGAGAUACCAUGAGAGAAGUCCCUGUGGUGAAAAGUGAGAUUGUUGACUCAGAACAUUCCUCCAAUGAAGGGGUUUCCUACCAUGCCAACAUCCAUAUAUCCAGCCAAGUGAGUAUGCCUCUGGUCACUUCUCCUCAGAUCAUUCCCUCACCAUCACCUGGCAUUCAGUCACAACCAUGUCCAAGCCCUGAGGUUCAUUUUGCCCAUCAGCCUGUCAUGUCCCAUGUGCCUCCUUCCCCACAACCUCCCUCCUUGCCUCCCCCACCCACAUCGACACCAGUGUCUCAUCCAUUUUACUCCAUGUUCUUUUCAAGUGAUGGAGGAAGAACUGCGAAACUUAAAGCACCCUCAGAGCACCCUAACCACCACAGGCUUCCUGUGGCAGCGGCAUUCAGCCAACCUGCGGAGCGCAUCCCGAGCAGGUUGGGGCCCGUCGGUGGUAUCAGUGGAUCAAGGAUGGUACCCAGGAAGAAGGUGCAGAGGGGCUGCCGAUGUGGAAAUGCAACCCCCACUCCAGGCAAGCUCACUUGCUGUGGACAAAGGUGCCCCUGCUAUGUUGAGUCAAGGGCCUGUCUAGACUGCAAGUGCAGAGGAUGCAGAAAUCCUCACAGGCCUGGUGGGAAAAAAGUGAGACCACAUAUUCCAAAUCAAGAAAGCAUCAAGGUUCAUGAGCUUCACCAACCACUGCACCAGACAGUUGUUCCAGAAGCUGCGCCCAACUCACAGCAGCCUCAGCAGCAGCAGCAGCAGCAGCAGCAGCAGCCUCAGCAGCCUGUGUUCCAGCCCAUGAGGAUAGACUCUCCCCAUCACCCAGCUGGUGGGUUGCCACCAGUCCAUCAUGUCAUUCACAUGCAGCAUCCCAUGUUUCAAGCACCCAUGUUCAUCAACACAGUUCCAGUGGCAACCAUUGCCAAUAGUGUAUUCAUGACAGACUCAUCCCAGAACAGUGAUUCAAUAGAGGUGUGACACAGUGCAUCAUCCUAGGCUUUAGUCUUGCUGCUAACUUACAACAUUACUCAGGCCAUCUUCACUGUGGUGAGUAGAUGUUUGCACUGUUGCUGUGAAUUUGAGCUGUAAGGGUGGGCUGGAGGCUUGAGUAGCGGUGGCUGAAUGGCUUGCUAUGUACAAAUUAAAACUCUGAGUGGAGUUUCUCAUUUGUUAUGUACCUAUCUGAUGUGCCACUGUGCUAGUUCAGAUGCAUUCUUAUGUUCCCUUGUGCUAAAGAUGUGUCUUGCCUGGUACCUUUUAGAAGCAUGACUGAAGUGUAUUGACUUGUCUGGAGAAUGACAGUGGUCUUAUUUGCAGGCACGUACUGAGUAGGACAAGUUUUAACAUUGUCAGCUCUCUGGAUAAUUUUAGCAUUUAUGCAUUGAUUUUCAUCACAUCCAGAACCUUUCGUUAACAAGGCGUCUCAGAAUCCUUAUCAUCGUCACUGUCAAGUUAUGUAUUUGUGUGUGUCAAGCUGGUAUACCUAGUCCAUGUUAUGGACUGUUGCGUACUGUCCAGAAUGGCAUUAGGUUCUUACAAUUAUGUGCAUUUUUGUCCUAUGAUCUUUAUUUGCAUUUUGUUUUCAUCAGGCGGCUUUGCCGAUCCAUCUCAUAGUUACCUUUUAAAGGCAUAAGACUUCUUCCACUCAGGCAUCAGUUGUGAAGAAAUCGAAGUAAUAUAUUGUGCAAUUGUA
Molecule: messenger RNA, 2247 nt
Organism: Amphibalanus amphitrite
Lineage: Eukaryota; Metazoa; Arthropoda; Thecostraca; Balanomorpha; Balanidae
Product: E3 ubiquitin-protein ligase MSL2-like
Exons: 1
Coding region: 108-1532 (474 amino acids)
Cellular component (GO): MSL complex
Molecular function (GO): ubiquitin protein ligase activity
Source: RefSeq, a predicted model, not a curated record